This is a messenger RNA of Aspergillus melleus, 627 nucleotides long. RefSeq lists its product as uncharacterized. Lineage: Eukaryota; Fungi; Ascomycota; Eurotiomycetes; Eurotiales; Aspergillaceae. The record is from RefSeq and is a predicted model, not a curated record. Bases 1 to 627 code for a protein of 208 amino acids. Gene Ontology annotation, molecular function: RNA binding. The transcript has 4 exons.
AUGGCAGCGGGAAACCACGGCCCCACCGAUAAAACUGCGCAGGAGUUUUAUCCUGUCCAGUGGCGGAUUCACGUUGGGAACCUGCCAGAUGAUAUGGGGGAGGAGCAGUUAAUAAGGGAGCUGCGUGAGGUCUUCAAGGGCUUGUUGUGCUACAUCAAGCCCUUCAUCCACCAGCCACAUUCGACUGCCUUCGUGCAGUUUACAGAGCUAGCCCACUGGAAGCGGGCGCUGGGGUACAAAAGGUGCACUGUUGGCAACCGCGUUUUGCGGAUUGAGCCCGCCACUGGUCGGCGAGAUACGCCACCAAGUUUUAUUUGGGAAGAGAAGGAGGGUGAGAAGAUGAAGGUGUGGAAGGGGCCCCAGCAGCAGCAUUAUCAGCAGCAUUAUCAGCGGUAUUGUCAGCCGCAUUAUCAGAAGCAUUAUAUGCAGCAGUAUCUGCAGCAGUAUACUCAGCAGGAUCCUCACCAGUAUCCUGAGCAGUAUCCUGAGCAGUAUCCUCACCAAUAUCCUGUGCAGUAUCCGCAGCAGUAUCCUGUGCAGUAUCCUCACCACUAUCCGCAGCAGUAUCUGCAGCAGUAUCCUCACCAGUAUCCUCACCAGUAUCCGCAGUGGUAUCCGCAGUGGUAG